CCCUAUCUGUACACACAUCCAUAGUAAUGUGUAAUUAAUAUAUAUUUAAUUUGAUAAGAUAAUGAUAAUUCUGAAGAUGUGUAAUAAAGAGAUUAAAGGAAACAGUUUGCACGUAGGUCAGUUGAAAGUCAAGUGUAAAUUAUCUUAAGACUGUUCUGUCGUGUACAACAUAAAAGACAAUAAGGAUCAAGUGAAACAACUUCUAUAGUUUACUAUACAUUCGUAAACAUUAUGGCUACUAAAUGGGGUAUUGUAAGCGUUGGAAACAUAUCUCAUGAUUUUGUAACGGCUUUACGAACAUUACCAGAAUCUGAACAUGUGAUUGUUGCUGCGGCUGCAAGGGACCUGUCACGAGCUCAAGCCUUUGCUAAACUACACAAAAUUAAAGAAGCUUAUGGCAGUUAUACAGAAUUAGCUGAGAACAAAGACAUUGAUAUCGUAUACAUCGGAGCGUUAAAUCCUCAACAUUUUGAAAUUGCAAAACUAAUGUUGAAUCAUGGAAAACAUAUUUUGUGCGAAAAGCCUUUAACAAUGAAUUUAAAACAAACAACGGAAUUAAUUAAUUUAGCGAAGCAGAAGAAAUUAUUUCUGAUGGAAGCUAUUUGGAGCAGAUGUUUUCCUGUUUACGAAGCUGUUAGAAAAGAGAUUGACUCUGGAAGUAUCGGAGAAGUUCACCAAGUUCUGGUAACUUUUGGAUUCGAUUUAGCGGAAGUGCAAAGACUUAUGAAAAAAGAAUUAGGAGGUGGUACGAUAUUAGACUUGGGUGUAUAUGGAAUACAGUUCGUCCGUUUCGUAUUUAAUGACGAUGAACCUGAUUCUGUACAAGCUAGUGGUUGUUUAAACGAAGAAGGCGUCGAUAAAUAUGUAUCUGCGAGUUUCUAUUACAAGAAAAAUCGUACUGCGACUAUUAUCACCAGUUCCCUGGCUGCUUUACCGAACGAAGCUUAUGUAAUUGGAACAAAAGGAACGAUAAUAAUCCCGCAAUUUUGGUGCCCUACAACAGUAUCGCUCCCUAGUGGUACUGUAGUCGAUGUACCACUCCCGGAGGGUGGCCAAAAAUUCAAUUUUAUUAAUAGUGCUGGAUUGAGAUACGAAGCUGAUGAAGCCCGCAAGUGCAUUUUAAAAGGUAUGAUCGAAAGCCCGAAAGUUUCACACAAUGAUUCAUUGCUCAUUGCUAAAUUGGAGGACGAGAUCAGAAAGCAAGUCGGCGUUGUAUAUCCUCAAGAUUAAAAUAUGAGAUAUGAAAACUGGAUUGUACUACCAAAAUGUACUAAACAGGAAAUAAUAAAUGGGUAAACUUACUUUCAA
Messenger RNA from Colletes gigas, 1308 nucleotides. Its product is annotated as trans-1,2-dihydrobenzene-1,2-diol dehydrogenase-like. The coding region runs from base 232 to 1230 and encodes 332 amino acids. Gene Ontology annotation, molecular function: nucleotide binding. The record is from RefSeq and is a predicted model, not a curated record. Lineage: Eukaryota; Metazoa; Arthropoda; Insecta; Hymenoptera; Colletidae. The transcript has 5 exons.